Conger conger (European conger) is the source of this 3783-nucleotide messenger RNA. It is a transcript of the gene dzank1, whose product is annotated as double zinc ribbon and ankyrin repeat domains 1. The transcript is spliced from 21 exons. The record is from RefSeq and is a predicted model, not a curated record. Bases 680 to 3004 code for a protein of 774 amino acids. Lineage: Eukaryota; Metazoa; Chordata; Actinopteri; Anguilliformes; Congridae. Gene Ontology annotation, molecular function: protein binding. Gene Ontology annotation, biological process: eye photoreceptor cell development.
AAAUCCAUAUUUUAGCGAAUAUCCACAGUAAUUCAGAACUAUUGCUUUCCAGAGACUGGAAUAAUGCUAACUAAUAAGCCGGUGUCUGGCCAUCCGCUGAAUCCAUAUGAAAAUACUCAAUGCAAAAUACCGGUUUUCGAUUUCCACGGGAUCUGUUAAUUCUUGUUUAACUUUCACCUCCGCCAUGGUCGAAGAGUAAAAGUUAUCGAAAUGUAAUGAUGACGGCAAAACUAUAUGGCUAACAAACUAACAAACGUUAGCCUGAAUACUUUCGGCAGAAACCCAGAGCAAACCUCGCUUUGCAUCAACAUUCGACACGCUAACGCCGGGUCCUCCAUCGAUGAGUCGCAUCUGAGUUUAGUAGUCUGAUUCAUGCCUGUUCGCAAUGGCGCUGUUGCUAUGGGGAGAUUAGAGCAAUAGGCGUUGUUGUAGCGUUGCUUAGAUACGCAUACGCGGACUCGCAUACGCUGUGUUACUGUAUAGCUAUAUGGAUUAACCUUAGGCAUUACUUCGCUACAUGUUGCAACCAAAGGAAAUACAUGAAUAAAUUUUUAAAACAGGUGAUAUAAUAACGAGUAAUGAACUAAAUUUGUCAGCUACCAUUACUCCCUCAAACAUUGUUUACCAACUGGAAAACCCACAAUCUGCAGAGUUUUAAUAGCAUCAGCUCCCGGUAACCAUGACAGCAGGCUCCAUAUUUGUACCACAAAUUAUCCCCAUUCGGGUGCCCCCGCCUGGGAAAGCCAAGAAUCACAUCGACACAACAACGCCUGUCGAAAUAAAGUCUGAUUCCAGAGACGUGAGUAUCUUCUACACGGUGGACGGCAGUAAGCCGGUGCCGGUGAAGAAGCCCGGGUUCGGAGAGAACACCACGAUGAAGUACCGCGGCCCUGUGCACCUGCCCGAGGGGAAGGUGUCUGUCAGAGCACUGGCUGUUAGCAGCGAUGGCAGAGAGAGCGCCAUUGUCACCAAGCUCUUCCUGGUGGACUACGUCCCCAUGGAAACCAUAGAGUCCACUGAGGACAACGAGGACAACUUCCUGCGACAGUACAUCCGAGACGUGGGCCCGCAGGAGGCCCAGGGCAGGAGCUCUGCGUUUAAUCUCUCCGGAAGCCUGAGGAGCGCAUGGGAGGACACCACCAGGAGCUUCCAAGGGGUGAAGGUUCAGGGCAGGUCACCGAAGGGUCGGCGUUUCCAUUUGGGGCCCCCCUCCCCCAAACUGAAGCACUCCUCCACCCCCACCCCACACCACAGCCAGGAGCAGACCGAGGCGCAAGGGGAGGUCCUGUGGAAGAGUCUGACCAGGCUGGACAUCUCCCGACUGCUGAAGGAAACAGACUUCCUCAGGUGUCCCCAGUGCCUGUCCCCUCGUCCCUCAGACCCUUUUGCCCGGUUCUGCCCCCAGUGUGGCACCCCGGUGCCCCCCCUCCCGGAGCAGAGGCUACCCCCCACAGAGGGGGGGCAGAUGCGGCUGUGUGUCCACUGCAAAAUGAUGGGGCCCCUGAGCUCCCCCGUCUGUGUGGUCUGUGAGGCCCCCAUGGGCCCCCAGCCACUGCCUCAAGCCAGCCUGAGACUCACGUCUUUUCCUCAGGACAAGGUGAUCUGCCCGUCAUGUGGAGCAGGACACCCAGCCAACCUCACCUACUGCGCCGUCUGUGAGACCAGGCUGCCCGAACCGCCCACUGCUACCCUUGGGGGAGGGCGUGCCCCUCCCCUGCCCAGUUCAGACGGGAGGAUGAUAUUCUGCUCCAACUGCAGCAGGGUCAACAACUGCGACGCCCGCUACUGUGACUGGUGUGGGGCCAAGCCGGGUCACCCCGCUCCGUGUCUGGCGUGUUCGCGCUGCGGGGCCAACAGCGAGCGUUACGCCACGUACUGCGGCUCCUGCGGGGCCUUCCUGGAGGGGCCCGUCAGAGUCAGCGCUGGGGCCUCCUACUCAGCAGGGGGCGCCAUGCUGCAGAGCUCUUCCCUGCGCUCGGAGGGUGUGAGCUGGCUGCCCGUGCCCCUCCCUCAGCCCCCCCCGAUCCCCCCUCCCUGCUCAGACCAGCACACGCAGACGGUCGGGCUGUUCUACCCCUCAGGCACGGAGCUUCAGAAGAAGGGCCAGCAGGUGGCGCUGGAGCUGACCCGGCAGGAGCAGAUGAGGGACCGACGACCCCUGCUGACCCCCAUCAGCCCCGGCAGAGGGUACUGGAGGAAGCAGCUGGAUCACAUCUGUGCACACUUCCGCAGCUACACUCAGAAUAACGCAGAGUUCAGAACGCUGGUCGGCGAGCCGCGGAUGGGCAAGCUGCUCUCAGCCACUGUGCAGGAGGAGAGCGAUGAGGUCAGCGUGAGGAUCAACUUCGUCUCAGCAGGAUCUGAGAGGUCAAAGGGAGGGGAGAAGGGGAAGUCCGCUAGCCAGUCGGAGCUCCUCCCCCAGAACAGUGUGACGGACAGCCUACCCAGCCAAUCAGCGUGUGAGCACAGCGCCCCCUGUGGAGACUCCAGGAAGGACAGGAAGCAGCGACGGGCAACCCGGCUGCAGGAAGAGGAGGAGACUCUGCUGCAGUCCAAGGACACGCAGCUCCUGUCCGAGCUGGGCCCCGGGGGCCGGGGCCGGGGGGCCGUGGUGCAGCAGCUCCUGGAGGAGGGUGCUGACCCGUCGUGUCGUGGCUAUGACGGACGCCCCGCCCUCACGGUCGCCGUGAUGAACCUGCGUCACGAGCUCCUCCCCCUGCUGCUGCACCGGGGCGCCGACGUCGACCAGCAGUCUGGACCGGUGAAUAACUCGGCUCUGCACGAGGCAGCUGCUCUUGGGAAUCAGGCGCUUCAGUGUGCUGAGAUUCUGCUGGGCUUCAGCGCCAGCAUCCGGCAGCGGAACGGCCGCGGGCAGACGGCGUACGACCUGGCGGUGCGGUCGGGCUGCGGCCCGCUGGUGUCUCUGAUCGCCGCGCGCACCGGCCAGGGCCUGCUGGACAAACUGGCCAAGCCCCGGAACCCCGUCAGCCUGGACACCUUCUGACCCGGACCAGAACCGCCCGGACACCUUCUGACCCAAACCAGAACCGCCCGGACACCUUCUGACCCGAACCGCCCGGACACCUUCUGACCCGAACCAGAACCGCCCGGACACCUUCUGACCCAAACCGCCCGCUUCUGACCCGAACCAGAACCGCCCGGACACCUUCUGACCCAAACCGCCCGCUUCUGACCCGAACCAGAACCGCCCAGACACCUUCUGACCCAAACCCACAAGCCCCAUCACACUGGACACCUUCUGCCCGGAUCUGACCCGGGACAGAUCAUCUCGACAGGUUCUGAUCUGGGAUAGUGCCGUUUGAAACCCAGGAGAGACGGCACACUCGUGUGGAUGAUUUAUGAGAUUUACACAGACCCUGCUGAUCGUGCUCUGCUCCAGACCUCUGCAGGGAUGUGUGUGGAAACCAGAGAGCCACGACCUGCAGCUCUCCAGGGCCAGGGUGGAGGACCCCUCAGUGUGAGCCCAACUGCUUCCAUUAAAUCCCCAAAACCGUGUGCUGAAGAAUUACUCAAUGAUAGGACUGGGUUUAGUGUUGUACUGUCACUGACACUCCUUUAGCGUCCAUGUCGCUCAACGCUGUCGUGUGUCAGGGGCACUAAAGGACACCUAAAGGAGCUACAGAGAGUCACUUCUGUAUUUAACCAGUGAGCAGCGUAUUUUACAGUAUGAUCCCGUCACUGGAAUGCUUUUCUCUCUUUUGUCUUUUUUAAAACUCUUUUGUGAAAUGAUGUUGACAUCAGAGAGGGCCACAAUAAAACUUG